CUUUUUUCUGCCUUCUCACUGUUGCCUGGUGUCAACCUACGCGGAGAACUAAGGUCUCUCCGCCUUCUUCCCCAAGCGGCCGUUUCCAAUUUGCGUUUGGUUUUCUUAUCGCCGCCUCUAUUGGCUUCUGCCGUGCCAGUCAGGCGCUUCCCCUUAGCUGUGGAGUUGAGUAGCAACAGCUCGGAAACAUCUGGGUGCCGCAGCUCGUCUCCUCGCUUGUUCGUACCGUCUUCCUGCAACCGCAGGUUGUUGCGGAGUGCUGCUGAAAGUCAAUCGAGUUCUUUUUUUCCACAUGAGAGGAUUUGACGGAGCUGGUCGGAAUUAAGAAACAGGACCUUGUUAUGAGGACAGCAUGGAGUUCCCAGACCACAGCAGACAUUUGCUCCAGUGUCUGAGCGAGCAGAGGCUUCAGGGCUUCCUUUGUGAUUCCACAGUGCUGGUCGGCGAUGCCCAGUUCCGAGCACAUCGAGCGGUGCUGGCUUCGUGCAGCAUGUACUUCCAUCUCUUUUACAAGGACCAGCUGGACAAAAGGGACAUUGUUCAUUUGAACAGCGACAUUGUCACAGCCCCGGCAUUCGCUCUCCUGCUCGAGUUCAUGUAUGAGGGGAAGCUCCAGUUCAAAACCCUGCCGGUCGAGGAUGUGCUCGCCGCCGCCAGCUACCUCCACAUGUAUGACAUUGUCAAGGUCUGCAAGAAGAAGCUGAAGCGGAAAGCGGCCGAGGUGAACGGCAGCAAAAGGGGGGAGGAGGACGCCUCCAGCUGCUCCGACAAGCUGGAGAGCCUCUCAGAUGGCAGCACGGACCACCCGGGUGCCGGGGACCUGCUGCACAGCGAUGAUGAGGACGGCGACACCAAGCAGGACUCACUGUCUGAGGCGGGCAGCAUGUGGAUCAGACUGCCGGGGGACCUGCCGGCCAGCAGCGGGGACGCGGAGCCGAGGGGGGCCGCAGCCGGCAAAGCGGAGCCGGCGGGAAGCCCCUUCAGCUCAGCGAGCUCCCUGACCCGACGGGUGUCAAGCGAUGCCGACUGCGUUCUGGACUUGUCUGUCAAGUCCAGCUCGGCAGGCGUGGCCGGGGAAACGGCAUCCGGCAACCCGUACUUCUGCAGCCCAACAUCCACAGACAUGCUCCAGGGCGGCCUGGUGCAGGUGAAGGUGGAGAGGGACACGGGCUCCGAUGAAGAUGACCUGGCUGGUGGGGACUACGAGAUGGACCACAGCAGCGCGAAGGACAGGCCCAAUAGCCGCUCCACCGGCGCCCACAACCACGCCGCCCACGGGCGCCUGGGCUACGAGGCACACCUCUCGGCUCUGCGUGACGCCUCCCUGUCCAGCGAGCUGGACCGCGAAGACAAGGCGAGCGAGGACGAUGAGAUGUUGAGCCCGGAGGGAGAGCGCGCCCAGGCGGAGGCUGCCGGCCUGGACGGCUCCUUGCUGCCGUACGUCUCCAACAUGCUCGCCCCCCCGCACAGCCAGAUCUUCAUGUGCCCGCUCUGCAACAAAGUCUUCCCCAGCCCCCAUGUGCUGCAGAUUCACCUCAGCACACACUUCCGCGAGCAGGAGGGUGUGCGGGCCAAGCCGGCCGGCGACAUCAACGUGCCCACCUGCUCCAUCUGCGGCAAGACCUUCUCCUGCAUGUACACGCUGAAGCGGCACGAGCGGACGCACUCCGGCGAGAAGCCCUACACGUGCACCACCUGCGGCAAGAGCUUCCAGUACUCGCACAACCUGAGCCGGCACGCCGUGGUGCACACCCGCGAGAAGCCGCACGCCUGCAAGUGGUGCGAGCGUCGCUUCACGCAGUCCGGGGACCUCUACCGCCACAUCCGCAAGUUCCACUGCGAACUGGUCAACUCGCUCUCUGUCAAGAGUGAGGCUCUCAAUUUGCCUAACGUCAGGGACUGGGCGCUGGAAGACAGCUCUCAAGAGCUGUGGAAAUGACCGAUAAAAAAACCAUACUCCUUUACAUUAUUAAGACAUAAACUGGGCAGAGAGGUAAGGGACCUGGGAAUAGGGUGGUGGGGGAGUCUAAAUCGGCAAUGAUUCUGGUAUGUUCAUCUCAACCUUGCUA
This is a messenger RNA of Megalops cyprinoides (Indo-Pacific tarpon), 2069 nucleotides long. RefSeq names its product zinc finger and BTB domain-containing protein 18-like. The record is from RefSeq and is a predicted model, not a curated record. Gene Ontology annotation, cellular component: nucleus. NCBI's taxonomy places the organism in Eukaryota, Metazoa, Chordata, Actinopteri, Elopiformes, Megalopidae. Gene Ontology annotation, molecular function: RNA polymerase II cis-regulatory region sequence-specific DNA binding; protein binding; DNA-binding transcription factor activity, RNA polymerase II-specific. Bases 353 to 1939 code for a protein of 528 amino acids. Gene Ontology annotation, biological process: regulation of transcription by RNA polymerase II. The transcript has 2 exons.